This is a messenger RNA of Zea mays, 1339 nucleotides long. RefSeq names its product transcription factor MYB2. The record is from RefSeq and is marked provisional. NCBI's taxonomy places the organism in Eukaryota, Viridiplantae, Streptophyta, Magnoliopsida, Poales, Poaceae.
ACCGCACAUACCUCCUGCACCCCCGACAUCCAUCGAUCGAUCGAUCGAGCUGUAGCAACAAGGAGGAGAUGGGGAGGUCCCCGUGCUGCUGCCACGACGCCGGCGUCAAGAAAGGCCCGUGGACGGAGGAGGAGGACCGCGCCCUGGUGGACCACAUCCAGAGGCACGGCGGCCACGUCAGCAGCUGGCGCAACCUGCCCAAGGCCGCCGGGCUCAACCGCUGCGGCAAGAGCUGCCGCCUCCGCUGGACCAACUACCUCCGCCCCGACAUCAAGCGCGGCAACUUCACCGACGACGAGGAGCGCCUCAUCAUCGGCCUCCAUGCCCAGCUCGGUAACAGGUGGUCGACGAUCGCGACGCACCUGGACGGGCGGACGGACAACGAGAUCAAGAACUACUGGAACACGCACAUCCGCAAGAAGCUGCUGCGCAUGGGCGUCGACCCCGUCACGCACCAGCGCCUGCCCCCCGACGACCUGCUGCUCGCCGUCUCCGCCUCCCCCACGACGACGAUCCUCUCGGCGGCGGCGAGCCAGCUGCGGGGCCUGAACACCGCUCUCAUGCAGGUGCAAGCGCUGCAGUUUCUGCUGCAGGCCGUCAGUGGAGUUGGAAACGACGUUAACGCCGCCGCCGCUGCUGCUAAUGGUGGUGGUGGUCUCGUCCCUAGCCUCAGCGCAGCCGCAGAUAAUAACGCCGUUCUGAACGCGAGCCGUAGCGUCGUUCCAGGCUUCCAGGACCUGCAGCUGACGACGAUGACCAGGCCUCUUCUCGUGUCUCACGCGAAUCACGGGUCAGCUGAUCAUCAUCCCAGCUACAUCGCAACUGAUGAUGUGGUGCAGCGACGACUGAACGCUUCGGCUCCUCCGGUGGUCGGCGGCGGCGCCUGUGCAGAGCCGCUGGCUGUUGCAUUGGCGUCCACGGCUUAUCGACACCAAGUGGCAGCUGCCGCUGACGAGCCGGUGAAUGGUUUUGCCGAGCUAAUACUGUCGGAGCCCAUCGAGAUGCCGAGCAUGUGCUCUCUGGAGGACGAAGAUCAUUUCUGGAAGGACAUGCUCGUAGAGAGCAGCAGCUUCAGCCUGCCACUAUGAAAUUUCCAAGCGUGGGAACGGGAGGACGACUGGCGGUGCAUGCAUGUGUUGUACAAAAUCGUGUGAUUAUCUCAAUGUUUCUUUAACUAGCUUCGCAUUGUCACUUGGUAUAUCUAUCUGUGAUCUGUGUGCAGUGUGUAUUUCACCCACCUCAUAUACCAGUGACAUUUCCAAGCGUGCAGUGUGUAUUUUACCUAUACCCAUACGAAUAUAGUUAAUAGAAUACUAACAAUGUGUAUCUUGUUUUUUUG